AUGCAGAAGUCACUUCUCCCCAUGAAUAUCUACAUGCAGAAGCCAUUUCUCCCCACAAACAUCUCCAGGCAGAGAAAUUUUCAUUUUUCUGGUCAGACUUCAAAUGGGAUGGCCAGAAAUUAUCAUUCCCUUCCAUAUCAAGUUAGUGCAGCUGAGGAUGAUGAGUACAUAGAUAUAGAAGUGAACUCUUUUUCCCCACAAAGCACAGACUUUGAGUUCCAGAUUACUUCUAAUUCUUUCAAUCACAACAAAGAGCUCACUGUGCUCCCAGCAGAUGAUCUCUUCUACAAAGGGAAAAUCCUCCCUCUUCUCCUCCCUCCACGGCUUCAAACCGUCCAAAACCUCCUCAAAACCACCCCAACAGGAGAUCAAAACUCCAUUGUUGAGGAAGAAGAUGAUGAUGAGUUCAUCAUUAUGGAAUUUGCAAGCUCAACACCAGCAAUAGAGCCAUGCAGACUGAGCUUUUCACUCAUCCCUGCUGACCACUUUAAAAGGUCCACUUGUUUGAGCACUUCCAUUAAUAAAGAUCAAGAGAAGAAACAUUCUUGGCUUAGUAAGCUCAGACUGUUUAAGAAGUCGUUGAUGGGUAACAGGGGAAAGGCUUCAAGAGUUUUUAGUCUCAGAUCAUUUUUCAGAAAGUCUGCCUGUAUAGAUGUUUCUUCUGUGACUGAUAAACACUUGAAAGCAGAACAAAAGAAAACCCUAUUUGGGUAUUCAAUUAACAGGGAGGGGAUUAAGGAUAAAGUGGUGAUAAUGAAGAGGAGUUAUCACAGAAGGCCACUCUCAUCAUUCUCAUCUGCAGAAUUCAAAUGGCGUUCCUCUUCCUCUUUAUCUUCCUCUUUCUCCUCCUCCUCCUCCUCCUUCUCAUCCAUUUCUUUCAGUUCAAGGGAUUUUCAUGAGCUCAACUUCCACAAGAGAAGCUGCAGUUUCACUUCAGACAUUGAUGGUCCCAUUGAGGCAGCAAUUGCUCACUGCAAAAGCAUCAACAAUCAUCCUUGA
This is a messenger RNA of Ipomoea nil (Japanese morning glory), 999 nucleotides long. Its product is annotated as probable membrane-associated kinase regulator 4. The record is from RefSeq and is a predicted model, not a curated record. NCBI's taxonomy places the organism in Eukaryota, Viridiplantae, Streptophyta, Magnoliopsida, Solanales, Convolvulaceae. Gene Ontology annotation, molecular function: kinase inhibitor activity. Gene Ontology annotation, cellular component: plasma membrane. Bases 1 to 999 code for a protein of 332 amino acids. The transcript has a single exon.